AUGUCUACCACUGUUAAUAAUAAUGAAGCCUCUAGUAGUAGUACCUCUGCCUCUAAUAGCGCUGAAUCCUUUGAUUUAAGAAUGAAAUCAAUGGAGGAUCAAAUCAACAACCUUUCCUUAGCCUUUACAAUAUUCAUGAAAGAACCUAUGUUCUCAUCUAAUACCAACUCACGUAGCCAACCUUCUCAUGAUAACUCUGACACCGAGCAUGAACAAAGUGAAGAUGAAUCAAGUAACAAUGUCGAUGUUCCAACCGAUUAUCAAUUAUCCGAUACCUUACUUGGUCAGUACAAACAUAUGAUAAACAAUCAAAGUUUACUUGUCGAAGAAGAAUGUAUCCUCAAGAAAGAUGAGAUAUCCGAAUUGAA
Dictyostelium discoideum AX4 is the source of this 368-nucleotide messenger RNA. RefSeq lists its product as hypothetical. The record is from RefSeq and is a predicted model, not a curated record. NCBI's taxonomy places the organism in Eukaryota, Evosea, Eumycetozoa, Dictyosteliales, Dictyosteliaceae. The transcript has a single exon. The annotation marks the transcript as partial.